UGAUGUUUCUUUUUGCGAAACGUUUUCGUGUGUACAGUACGGAAGGUGCAGAUGAGAGCCCGAAGGGACGCGGGGCGGGCGCUGCGGUUCCCGGGCGGUGCCGGCGCUGAGCGGGAGCGUGUGGCCCCACCUGGGCAGCGAGUCCCGAGCGUUCGGGAGAAAAAAGGAUAAAACAAGGGGGUAUGGGCAGGUGUGAACUGCAGAGAGAGUACGCGAGGGGACACUCAACUCUGAGCUUUGUGUUUGUCUUUAGGAGCUCCGGCUCUUUCUGCAUUUGUUUAUGAACUUUGCGCAGCGUUGUUUCUGGGUUGAAAUAAAAUCCUCUCGGAGGAUAAUUCUGUUGCCUGUUUCCACUGUGCUAGGGCUGUGUCGCUUGCAUGUAAAACAGGCCCACGUGUGUUUCAGUUACUUGAACCAUUUCAGAUGAAUGCUUUUGGGAACCUAUUGCUACUAUUUCAUUCAGAGGUGGUUAUUUUUGUCCUGCAAAAUGCAUGUUUGUAAUUUCAGUAAAAUUCUGCUGCCCUUUUAAAAGCUGGUAACGUGGCAAGGACCUAAAAUUCUUUUAAGAAACUUUACGAAAUAUAACUGGGUUUUAUCUUAGUUUAUGUUUCAGCAUGUAUUGUAAUAUUUUCUAGUAGCUGACUUUAUAAAGUGUUAAUCUUUCUAGAGUCAUUCACAGAGAAAAAGCAGGAACCAUGUGGCUAUAUGUAGUUUGUUAAGUAGAGCUUUAAUGGUUCAGGAAGACCAAGUACAUCUGGGUUUUGUUAUCAGUGUUGUUUUGAACACAAAAUUUUCUAGACUAUGUCAAUUUCAAGUAUCUGUUAUUGUGAAAACAAUGUUCUGAGUGUAAAUUUCCAAGACUGAAAUGACAGUCACACUAAGGAAGAUGUAAACUGUACUGCUUACCAGUUUGAUGUAAAGUUAAAACUCUCUGAUUCCUGAGAGAACAGGAUACUGUUGGUAUUUUAGGAAGUUCAGGAAGACUCUGUUAUCCUAAGAAAUAAACUAAGUUUACUGAAUCAUAGGGUGAUUGUUUUUGCUGAUAAAAUAUAGGUGUGGCACAUAAAGUGAUUAAUUUUAAAAAGUGCUUUUGCAUGGGAAUCUCUGGAGUCAACAGUGAGAUCAUGUUAGUAUAGUUAUCGUAGAAAUGCUUUCAUUUGUCACAGGUAGAAUGCAACAUAAAUUUGUUGUGCAGUUUCUGUGAGCAUUUACUGAGCGUGCAAUUCAGGCUUUUUGUUGUUUUGUAAUAAGUACUGAUAACAAAUCAGCAGAGAGAUCUUCUGCUCCCCGUUCUUCAACUGGGAGUUUUACUUCCUAGUUGCAAAGCCCCAUCUACUGACUUCUCACCAUACUAUCAAAUUUCCCCAGCUACCUUGGUGUUGGAAGACUCCACAUGAGAGUGCCCAUAGCAACUUCAUUGGGCUGUGAAGAUGUAAGAAGUCUCACUCACACAACCUAGUGUUUUAUAGACCCUCCAGGGAAACAGCCCCUGAAACAGCUCGUUUCAUUUCUUGCUUUUCUUAAGCACCUCCUUGUUUCUUUCUCAUUUCAUCACGUUGCUCUUUUAUGUCUCUGGGCCCCCUGGAGGAGAAGCAGACAUGUUACCAUGCAUUUGAAGAGAGUGGCUAGUUGCUAAUGAAAAUAGUGUGCCUGGAGACUUUUCUCCUCCAAUGCAGCUGAUUCAUAUUGGUGAAAGGAAUCUCAGAUGAGCAGAGCCCAGCUUGCAGAACUCAGGUCAGGGGAAGAAAUUCAUGCAGAUAGGUACAACUAAGCAUCAAAUUCAGUAUAUACAGCACUACCAAGAUUUCUGCCAAAGCUGCUGUUACAUUUUUUUUUAAUUCUUUCAUUUUUUUCCUGCUCUCUUCCCUACUUCAGCAGUUGUCUCACUGUAUAGUUCAUGGUUCUUCCACACUCGGGCCUCUCUCUUUCUUUCUUUAUUAUUUAUUUACCACAUGCCUCUGCAGCUCAUUGUACUUAUUUUAAGGCACUCGAGUGACUUUACGUUGGACCAGCAGGUCUGAGAGGACAUGAGCAUGUUAAUUGUACUUUGGUUCCCUCUGUUGUUUAAUUCUGAGGCAUAAUUACUGUUCUGGGGGCUCAUGUGCUCCGUGGAUGUGUGUGAGCUGUUCCCCCAGAGGCUGGUGUGACUGCAGUUCAAUCUCAGCUGUGCUGCAGGCAGACAAAAGGAGUGUAAGUGCCAUGUGUGUGUUCCUUGGUGCCUUCAGGAGCUGAGAGCUGGGACCUCGCGGGCUGAUAGCGGUGCUGAGGGGAAAUGCAGCUCAGAUGGUGCUCAGGGCUCCUGUGAGCUGGACUGAGCAGUUUCACUCAGUGUCAGGGCGUGCUUCUGGCUCCUCAUCUGCUGGGCUGCUGCAGAAACACCGAGAGGCUGAGUGCUCCAAGUCACAUUUCCCUGUGCAGUCAUGCAGGUGCCUGACCUUUGGACACAGGGCACUGCUCCUCUGCGCUGCAAGAAUGUGGAUUUCAGCACUCGAGGCUUUUAUCUCUGUCUCUGUUGCUUAGUCAACUGGACUGGAAUGAAGUGGCGCAGAUUAAAAUUACGUGUCACCCUGAAUAUUGGUCUGAUGAUUAAACAAAAGAGUAAAAAAUGGAAACAGUAAAUGGUGGUAAGGACAACAGGUAUUAGCAAUUGAGGACAACACUUCUGCUGUCUGAAGAUGGAGAACAACAUAACUACUAUCUCUCGUGAAGAGCUUGAAGAGCUACGAGAAGCAUUUGGCAAAAUAGAUAUUGACAACAGUGGCUAUGUCAGUGAUUACGAGCUUCAAGACCUGUUUAAAGAAGCAAGUCUGCCCUUGCCUGGUUACAAAGUCCGGGAGAUUGUAGAAAAAAUCAUUUUAGUGACAGAUAGCAACAAGGAUGGGAAAAUCAACUUUGAAGAAUUUGUCUCUAUAAUUCAGGAAUUGAAAAGCAAAGAUGUUAGCAAAUCUUUCCGAAAAUCAAUAAACAAAAAGCAAGGUAUUACAGCAAUUGGAGGAACAUCAGCAAUAUCUAGUGAGGGGACACAGCACUCUUACUCAGAGGAAGAAAAAGUUGCUUUUGUUAAUUGGAUAAAUAAAGCUCUACAAGAUGACCCAGACUGUAAGCACCUCCUACCCAUGAACCCAUCAGAUGCCAGUCUGUUUAAAUCCCUUGCAGAUGGCAUCCUUCUUUGCAAAAUGAUCAACUUUUCACAACCAGAUACAAUUGAUGAGAGGGCUAUUAAUAAGAAAAAACUCACUCCUUUCACCAUUUCUGAAAACUUAAACCUGGCUCUGAACUCAGCUUCUGCCAUUGGCUGCACGGUUGUCAAUAUUGGAUCACAAGAUUUACAAGAAGGGAAACCACACUUGGUGUUGGGACUCUUGUGGCAGAUCAUUAAAGUUGGCCUUUUUGCUGAUAUUGAGAUCUCCAGAAAUGAAGCUCUUAUUGCCUUGCUAAAUGAAGGGGAAGAGCUGGAUCAGUUAAUGAAGCUUUCCCCAGAAGACCUCUUGCUGCGCUGGGUGAAUUACCAUCUGGCCAAUGCAGGGUGGCAGAAAAUCAGUAACUUCAGCCAAGACAUUAAGGAUUCAAGAGCAUACUACCAUCUGUUAAAUCAGAUUGCACCCAAAGGAGAUGACCUUGAACAAUUGCCUAUUAAAAUUGACUUUACAGGAUUUCAUGAUAAAAAUGACUUGAGGAGGGCUGAAUACAUGCUCCAACAGGCAGAUAAAUUGGGCUGCAGACAGUUUGUAACUCCAGCUGAUGUGGUUGCAGGCAACCCUAAGCUCAAUUUGGCUUUUGUUGCAAAUCUCUUUAACACAUAUCCAGCCCUGCACAAGCCUGACAAUUCAUCUUAUGAUCUCAAUUUAUUAGAAGAUUUGACCCCUCCUAAUGUAGGAGAAAGUAAAGAAGAAAGGACUUUCAGAAACUGGAUGAAUUCACUGGGUGUGAGCCCAUAUGUUAAUCAUUUAUACAGUGACCUUUCUGAUGCUUUAAUCAUCUUCCAACUGUACGACAUGACGCGUGUUCCGGUUGACUGGAGCCACGUCAACAAACCUCCUUACUCACUGCUCGGUGGCAACAUGAAGAAGAUUGAAAAUUGCAAUUAUGCAGUAGAACUUGGGAAGACAAAAGCCAAAUUCUCACUGGUUGGUAUUGCUGGACACGAUCUAAAUGAGGGUAAUCCAACUCUGACUUUGGCUUUGGUAUGGCAGCUGAUGAGAAGGUAUACUUUGAAUGUACUAUCUGAUCUUGGAGAGGGCGAAAAAGUAAAUGAUGAAAUUAUUAUUAAGUGGGUGAAUCAGACACUUGCAAAAGCAAAUAAGAAAACUUCAAUUACAAGUUUCAAGGACAGAUCAAUUAGCACUAGCUUACCUGUCCUAGAUUUAAUAGAUGCCAUUGCACCAAAAGCAGUUCGUCCAGAAAUGGUCAAGAGAGAAGACCUUUCUUACCAAGACAAAUUGAAUAAUGCCAAGUAUGCCAUUUCAGUUGCUCGAAAAAUUGGUGCUCGUAUUUACGCUCUCCCAGAUGAUCUGGUUGAAGUGAAGCCAAAAAUGGUGAUGACAGUGUUUGCAUGUUUGAUGGGAAGAGGACUGAACAGAAUAAAAUAAUGCAGACAUACAAUAUAACUUUCUGCCAUGUUAAGCACAAUGAAUGCCUCGCAGUUUACAGAGCUCUGAAACUUAGUAUGAGAAAAAUUGUAUGCACAAAUAUCAAUUAUCUUUUAAUAAUGUGUUUAUAUUAGUUAAUUUUCUUCAGUUACAUCACACAUGAAUUAUUUAUGGCUAAUACCAUUUUCAGAACACAUUCACUAACAAAUUAACAUCAUAGAUUUGUAUUGCUUGGAAAAACCCGUAUGAAUCAAGCUUCAUUUGUAUUAGUUUCCAUAGCACUGUGAGAACCUGCGUUGUUUUACAUAUGUUGUUUCAGGACCAGUUAUGAAACACUGUUUGAUUUUUGUGGGUGUUACUUACAUGUAGUCAUACAAGUCUGAAGGUGCAUUCCAGUCCUGUUGGAUUGGACUUCAAACUGCACAGAAAUUAUCAUCCUUGCCUUAUUCUUGGAGAGCUUAACUCUUAUUGGAGCCAGUGAGAGUCUUGUCAUUGACUUCAGAGCAAGCAAAGGCCUAUGAUAAUGUCUGGUAACUUAUGAAUACUGAUUAAAAUGAUGAAACUUUUUUGUGGGAAUUAUCUUUAAAUAUAUGUAGUAGUUUUGUUCUGUAACGUAGCAGAAACUUUUACAAACUAUGUUGUAUGAGAAAACCAGCAAUAGAAAGCAAAACUGUCCUGUCAUUAGUAGGUCUGCAUAUGUGCUAAGUUUUGCAGUUGGACUAAACAGCUGUUGCUUGAGUUUUUUUAACCUUUUCAUAAAAUACUGUAUUAAGAAAACAAUAAAGAGCUGGCUAGUCCACUAUGGAAUUUCA
This is a messenger RNA of Motacilla alba alba, 5401 nucleotides long. It is a transcript of the gene PLS1, whose product is annotated as plastin 1. Gene Ontology annotation, cellular component: actin filament; actin filament bundle; cytoplasm. The transcript has 17 exons. Gene Ontology annotation, molecular function: actin filament binding; calcium ion binding. The record is from RefSeq and is a predicted model, not a curated record. NCBI's taxonomy places the organism in Eukaryota, Metazoa, Chordata, Aves, Passeriformes, Motacillidae. Bases 2676 to 4589 code for a protein of 637 amino acids. Gene Ontology annotation, biological process: actin filament network formation; actin filament bundle assembly.